CGGUGCCUUUCCCUAUAAAGGCAGCCAUGAGCAGAGCAAGGCGCAUGAGUGUGUGCGCCUGAACCAGCCAUGCCUGUGAGGAAGCUGCUGCUGCUGCUGCUGGUGGUGGUAGUGGUGACUCUUGUUGCUGCUGGUGGGGCAGAGCUGAACGAAGGGAAUGGCCUGAGAAGGCCGGUGUGUGGAGACAUGGUCGAGCUGCAGGCCUGCCCUCUCCUGCACUUGCCUGUCUGUGGGACCGAUGGGAACACCUAUGCCAAUGAAUGCCAGCUGUGUGUGCAGAAAAUGAAAACCAGACAAGACAUCCGGAUUUUGAAAGACGGGCAGUGUCAAGAUAUCUGAGCUUUCUGGUAGCUUUCCUGAGCCUAGAAACAGCACUUUCUUAUACAAGGCUGAGGGGAAACAGAACAAGCCGUUCCCACAAAGGGCUACUAACAGCAUGCAGUCAAAACAUUCAUUUCAAAUCCACAUCACAUACCAGGGUUCUGCACUGUGAGUAUUAUUUCAUCCGCAUUCCUGUGAGAAAGGCCAUGUGGGAGUAGCAAGAAACAACAGAUCCCGGUGAAGAAGGUGCUGAACAAGUGCAGUUGUGAAGGGAAAGUUUCUUCAGCAUGGGAGAAGACAACUCCCUGGCUCCCUAGUAAACAUCCCUGCUUCCAGAGCUGAUGUAAACAGAAAACAGUAUCAUCUGCGCUUCUCAUAUUAGAUGUUAUUCCACUUUUUAUCCAAGAGCUGUUCACAACAGGAAUCAGCCCAGAAAACACACAGGAACAUGGAAAAGCCCCGAGUGGAGAUCCUGAAUGCAAAGGACUCUGCAUCUCUGCUCCAGCAUCUGAGAGCAACCUCCAAACUGAACUAAUUACCCAGAAAUGCUCUCCAGGAACUGCAGAUUCCCAGCCAGUUGCCAAAUUUCAGGUCUAGUUUGCUCCUGUUGUCAGAACCACCUUUGGGACUGUGGCAGGGCACAGUCCAGCCAAGGUUACAGUGUAAGUGUGCAUCAGCAGUCUUUGGGGCUCCCUCUGCUCUUUUGUCUUCCACUUCUACCAGAUGGGACACAACUCACCUUUCACGAAAUACCUGUAAAAAGAUUGUACAACCUGGGUAUGCAAGGGGCUCCCUUUGCUUGCAGUGGUAGAGAUCAGAGGGCACUGGCUAAUUCAGGACUUGCCUCCUGAAUUCAGUUCAGUCCUGCACCAGAUGUUGUAUUUCUACAGAAUGACUGGUUGAGAUUUCUGAUCAGCUUUAAGCAAAGCACUGGGUUGCUUUGAAAAGUGCUUCAGUGUGAAAUGAACCCCUUCAAGGACAGGUCUGUGCUCACCCACAGGGGAUCAUGUGGCUCUGACUUGCUACUAUACACACAUGACUUAUUUGCUGGUGUCUGGGGAAGGGCCCGGGUGCAUCAUAUGGUCAAGCGAGCUCCCUGGAGUCAGUGACCACCCUGCGAGUCUGGGAGCUGUGCCAGCAUCAUGGCUACUGUGCUUGGCCAGCUGGUCAUGUAAUAUAUCCACACACACCUCUUCCAGUUCUGUACCUUCCUGGAAACCCACCAGGUGGGACACGGCAGCACUGUAAUGCAUGGCAAAGCCAUUGCUGAUAGAUUUAAUGCUGCAGCUGGAAAUAGUAUUGAGGAGCAUAAAAUAGCUAUGCUUGGUGAGAUGGGAGAUCCAUCUGACCUGGCGUUCACCAUUUUCUGGCUCAGAGGUAGCUGCUGUCAUUAAAAGCUUUUCUCUCAUUAAAAGCUCUUCCACAGGCU
Molecule: messenger RNA, 1750 nt
Organism: Grus americana (Whooping crane)
Lineage: Eukaryota; Metazoa; Chordata; Aves; Gruiformes; Gruidae
Gene: SPINK4
Product: serine peptidase inhibitor Kazal type 4
Exons: 5
Coding region: 70-339 (89 amino acids)
Molecular function (GO): protein binding
Source: RefSeq, a predicted model, not a curated record